AUGCCGGUCGCCAGCAGCGCCUCCCGCCAGCCACGCCCCCUGGGCCGCCCAUUGGCCAAGCCUCCCACGCCUCUGAACGAUCCCAUUGGCCUGCGCCGGCGGCUCAGACAAAGGGAGCGGCCGCGGCGGGCGGUGAUUGGGCGGGGGCGGUGGCCGCGGGGCGCGGGGCGCUGGGAUCCCGCCCGCUCCUCCGCCCGCCUUCUCUGUCCUGCACCCCUCCCGCCCCGGGGCUCCUGCCCGGACGGCGGCCGCCGCCGUCUCGUCUUCCCCGAGGGCUCCGCGUCCGUCUCCACAUCUCGGCCGGGAACCUGGGAACGCGGGAACUCGAACCCAGGAGGACGUGCCCGAGCCAGGACCCACCGCGGGGACCCUCUGGCCGGGAAGAGGACUCGGGCCCUGGCGGUCGAAGACGGACGCAGCUCCCGGAAAGGCGAGCCGGGUCUCCGGCUCCUGGAGCUUCCUAACAAAGGGCGGAGGCGAAGGAGGCACGAUGGGCAGUGGGCUCGGAAGCCGGAGUCGAAAGAAGAACGUUAUAAAAAUCCGUCACUUCCCAGUCCCCGCGCACUCCCAAAUCAUCAGAGUUUGGGUGGGGACAAAGUGAAUCCCCGCCUAGAGUCGGGUUUGGUAUCCAUGGCCUGGUUUUCGGCCCGGGCGUCUGGAGCCCUGGGGAACCUCCCCCAGCUCGUCCCAAGUCGCGGUUUCCGAGCUGGGGAGAGAAGGGCCCUGGGGGCGAGAGGGGUCGGGGCACAGCGCGCAGUUUCUCCUGCCGCCUUCGAGGACGGAGACUCGGGGUUCGCAGCGCCCUGGCUGCGCGAAUCUCCUCGCUCCCCCCCCCCCCCCGCCCCACGAAAGACGCUCAGAGUGCACACCCGCCUGCACCAAAGCCAGGGAUCUCAUUUCUCUCAAAAUAAAACUCAAUAA
Piliocolobus tephrosceles (Ugandan red Colobus) is the source of this 921-nucleotide messenger RNA. RefSeq lists its product as uncharacterized. Lineage: Eukaryota; Metazoa; Chordata; Mammalia; Primates; Cercopithecidae. The record is from RefSeq and is a predicted model, not a curated record. The transcript has 3 exons. The coding region runs from base 1 to 921 and encodes 306 amino acids.